This is a messenger RNA of Phragmites australis (common reed), 1440 nucleotides long. Its product is annotated as protein LOW PSII ACCUMULATION 1, chloroplastic. Lineage: Eukaryota; Viridiplantae; Streptophyta; Magnoliopsida; Poales; Poaceae. The record is from RefSeq and is a predicted model, not a curated record. Gene Ontology annotation, biological process: photosystem II oxygen evolving complex assembly. Bases 92 to 1435 code for a protein of 447 amino acids. Gene Ontology annotation, cellular component: chloroplast. The transcript has 9 exons. Gene Ontology annotation, molecular function: protein binding.
GGGAGUCUUGGAGAAAGAAAAGGGAGGGAAGAAAACUUCCGUCAGGAUAAGGGGACAAACGACCGCCUCACCCUUCCAUUCUCUCUCCGCAAUGGCGGCUGCCGUAGCCGCGGCUCUCCGGCCCCACCCUUCUCUUCUCUCCGGUGGCGGCGCAGUCCUCAGCCCUACCCUCCAAACGCUUCCCUUAGUUUCCCCCGCCUCCUUACACAGCAAUCAUCGCCACCGCCGCGUGCUCCGCUCCAACGCCUCAUCGUCUCCGUCGCCCCCGCCGUCGCCGGAGAAGGAGGCGGAGCCGGUGCCGACGGCGGAGUCGUGCGUGAACCUUGGCCUCGAGCUCUUCUCCAAGGGCAGGGUGAGGGAUGCUCUUGAACAAUUUGAGAAUGCCCUAGAGCUGGAUCCAAAACCUAUCGAAGCCCAAGCAGCGUUGUAUAACAAGGCAUGCUGCCAUGCGUAUAGAGAAGAAAACAAAAAAGCCGCAGAAUGCUUAAGGAUAGCUUUGCGAGACUACAAUCUCAAAUUUGGUACUGUACUUAAUGAUCCAGACUUGGCGCCGUUCAGGGCAUCACCAGAAUUUAAGGAACUUCAAGAAGAGGCUUUGCGUGGUGGAGAAGAUAUUGGUUCUGGGUUCCGAAGGGACCUGAAACUCAUUAGUGAAGUGCAAGCACCAUUUCGUGGUGUCCGAAGAUUCUUUUAUGUGGCUUUAACAGCGGCAGCUGGAAUUUCAACAUUCUUUACCAUUCCCCGACUUAUACUAGCAGUUCAAGGAGGAGAUGGUGCUCCUGAUCUCCUGGAAACUGCUGGGAACGCUGCCAUCAAUAUUGGAGGUAUCGUUGUGCUGGUGGCUUUGUAUUUGUGGGAAAACAAGAAAGAAGAGAAGCAGAUCACACAAAUUUCUCGUAAUGAAACCCUUUCAAGGUUACCUGUGCGCUUGUCGACCAAUCGCAUUAUUGAGCUUGUUCAACUGCGGGACAUUACUAGGCCUGUUAUAUUGGCAGGUUCAAAAGCAUCUGUUACUCGAGGAAUGCAAAGAGCUGAGAGGUACCGGACUGAACUGCUCAAACGAGGCGUUCUUCUAAUUCCUGUUAUCUUUGGUGCUUCUCAGAAUGCCCAAACUAAACCAAGAGGUUUUGGUAACAGAAGAUCUGCUGCAUCAGUUCCUUCAGGUGACUUUGAAAAGCGUACUGAAUCUAUCACGGCAAAAUCACGGUUGAAAGCUGAGGUUCGAUUUAAGGCUGAUAUUGUCUCUCCUGAACAAUGGGAAAGUUGGAUACGUGACCAGCAAGAGUCUGAAGGUGUCACUCCUGGUGAAGAUGUCUACAUAAUUCUCCGUCUGGAUGGCCGUGUCAGAAGAUCUGGAAUUGGUAUGCCAAACUGGAACGACAUUUUGCAGGAAUUGCCACGACUUGAAGAUCUAAUGAGCAAACUUGAACGAUGAAAAAG